Echinococcus granulosus is the source of this 300-nucleotide messenger RNA. RefSeq lists its product as hypothetical. The record is from RefSeq and is a predicted model, not a curated record. Lineage: Eukaryota; Metazoa; Platyhelminthes; Cestoda; Cyclophyllidea; Taeniidae. The coding region runs from base 1 to 300 and encodes 99 amino acids. The transcript has 3 exons.
AUGCGUGUCAUUGAGUGCGAUCUGAACGGGCUGCUGACGAAAGCGUGGAGCUCACCAGUUCGGGUAUGCGCAAUUGUUGACACAGCUGCUUACUGGGGUCAGCCUGAGACCGAGUCCUCGUCAAAGCCCAAGCAUGAGUCUGAGUCUGUAUCCGAGUCCAAGUCUGCGAUUCCAGUAGUACAGAAUUCCCUUGUAAUUGAGUUUAAACACAGCCUCAGCUUCACUAAACUUUCGUCCAAUCGAGAGGGAAUUGGAUUGGCCGACGCACAACCAUCGCCAUUUAAGGGAGCACUGACAUAA